AUGAGCUGGGCGCGGGCCGCGGGCCGGGCGCUGGCCGCGCUGCUGCUGGCCGCGUCCGCGCUGAGCGCCGCGCUGCUGGCCUCCGGCGACGCCCUGGAGCGCGGCCCGCGAGGUUUAGACAGAAAAAAGCAUGUAGAGCUGAAGAUGGACCAGGCUUUGCUGCUCAUCCAAAAUGAACUACUUGGGACAAACUUGACAGUCUACUGGAAUUCUGAACGCUGCUAUCGUUGCUUGCCCCAGGUCCUGGGCAGUGUUUCUGGGCCUGGAAAACCCGGGAAGCCCAGCGUGGCCCCCGUGGCUGUGAGCACCCAGCACUCAUCCAUCCUGCAACUCAACGACACUCUGGACGAGAGAGAAGUUUGUAGGCUGACGUACAAAUUUGGUGAAUUUGGAAACUAUUCUCUCUUGGUCAAGCCUGUGCAUAAUGGAGUCAAUGAAACUGCUUGUGAAUUAGUCGUUAAUAAGAAUCCAGUCGACAGCAACCUUCCUGUGUAUAUUGCGCUCCUUGUUGGUCUAGCGGUCAUCAUUGCUGUGUGCUUUCUAAGGUUCUUGUUGAGUUUGGAUGACUUCAAUAAUUGGAUUUCUAAAGCAAUAAAUUCUCGGGAAACCGACCGCCUCAUCAACUCCGAGCUGGGCUCUCCAAGCAGGGCAGGCCUGUCCGGUGACGAUGCCCAACCGGAAGCGUGGCGUCCGUCCGUCGUGCCUCUGCGCCUCCGCUGCGUGGACACGUUCAGGGGGCUAGCACUCAUCCUCAUGGUCUUCGUUAAUUACGGAGGAGGGAAGUACUGGUACUUCAAACAUGCCAGUUGGAAUGGGCUGACCGUGGCUGACCUCGUGUUCCCAUGGUUUGUGUUUAUUAUGGGGUCUUCUAUUUUUCUAUCAAUGAAUUCCAUACUGCAGCGGGGAUGUUCAAAAUUCAGACUACUGAGGAAAAUUGCCUGGAGGAGUUUCCUGUUAAUCUGCAUAGGAAUUAUCAUUGUGAACCCCAAUUAUUGCCUUGGUCCAUUGUCCUGGGAUAAGGUGCGGAUCCCCGGCGUGCUGCAGCGGCUGGGGGCGACCUACUUCGUGGUGGCCGUGCUGGAGCUCCUGUUUGCCAAGCCGGUGCCUGAGAGCUGUGUCUCGGAGAGAAGGUGCCCUUCUCUUCAGGACAUCACGUCCAGCUGGCCCCAGUGGCUUGUCAUCCUGGUGCUGGAGAGCAUUUGGCUGGCUCUGACGUUCUUCUUACCUGUUCCCGGAUGCCCCACCGGCUACCUCGGGCCUGGGGGUAUCGGAGACCUGGGGGCGUACCCGAAUUGCACCGGAGGAGCUGCUGGCUACAUUGACCGCUUGCUCCUGGGACACGAUCACAUUUAUCAGCAUCCUUCCUCUACUGUGCUUUAUCACACCACGACGGCCUAUGACCCCGAGAGCAUCCUGGGCACCAUCAACUCCAUCGUGAUGGCAUUUUUGGGAGUUCAGGCAGGAAAAAUACUCCUGUAUUACAAAGAUCAGACCAAGGACAUCCUGAUCAGAUUCACGGCCUGGUGUUGUUUUCUAGGGCUGAUCUCUGUCGUUUUGACGAAGGUUUCUGAAAACGAGGGCUUUGUUCCGGUGAACAAGAACCUCUGGUCCAUUUCGUACGUCACCACGCUGAGCUCCUUCGCCUUCUUCAUCCUGCUCGUCCUGUACCCCAUCGUGGAUGUGAAGGGACUGUGGACAGGAUCCCCGUUCCACUACCCGGGAAUGAACUCCAUCCUGGUGUACGUGGGCCACGAGGUGUUCAAGAACUACUUCCCCUUCCAGUGGCGGCUGCAGGACAACCAGUCGCACAAGGAGCACCUCGUCCAGAACCUCGUCGCCACCGCGCUCUGGGUGCUCAUCGCCUACGUUCUCUACAGAAAGAAGGUUUUCUGGAAAAUCUGA
Pipistrellus nathusii (Nathusius's pipistrelle) is the source of this 1902-nucleotide messenger RNA. NCBI's taxonomy places the organism in Eukaryota, Metazoa, Chordata, Mammalia, Chiroptera, Vespertilionidae. The record is from the annotation of a GenBank genome assembly.